Molecule: messenger RNA, 1176 nt
Organism: Filobasidium floriforme
Lineage: Eukaryota; Fungi; Basidiomycota; Tremellomycetes; Filobasidiales; Filobasidiaceae
Product: major facilitator superfamily domain-containing protein
Exons: 10
Coding region: 1-1176 (391 amino acids)
Biological process (GO): transmembrane transport
Cellular component (GO): fungal-type vacuole membrane
Molecular function (GO): transmembrane transporter activity
Source: RefSeq, a predicted model, not a curated record
AUGUCAUCAUCAUUGCCCCUUCAACCACUCCGUCCGGGUGGACCGACCACUUUCGAGCGCGACGACCCGCACCCCGAGUCCUCGGCGCCGACCGGACCUCAUCUCGAUGGAGGAUUCGGAUGGGUCAUCAUCUUCUGCGCUUUCGUGCUCGCCUUUCAAGGACUCGGGAUACUUUACGCCUGGGGGGUCGUACAAGCUCAUCUGGCGGAAAAGAAGUUGGCGAGCCCGAUCUUGCUCAGCGUGAUCGGUGCAACGUCAGCGUUCUGGGUAGCGUUCAGCUGUUUGCCGAUUUCUUGGGCUAUCAGGCGAUAUGGCGAUCGGACCGUGGCCUUGGCGGGUGUCGUCUCUGCGACGACGAGCCUCGCCCUCAGUGGAUUCGCUACCGAUAGCCUAGGCGGCCUGAUAUUCCUGCAAGGGGUCUGCUAUGGUAUAAGUAGCGGCAUGCUAUACCUGCCGGCCUAUACCAUCCCGAGCCAGUAUUUCGACAAGAAGCGCGGCUUGGCGACAGGGAUAGCAUCUUCAGGCGGUGCUCUAGGAGGUGCCUUUUGGUCGCUGCCCGCCGCUUACACGCUACGCUCAAGAGCCUUAGCGACCAGGUCGGGGACGGAAACACCUCUUGCAGACGAAAGGGUCGAACGGAGCAUCUUCCGGAGUUCCCGUUAUAUACGGGUUCUCUUCGCAUCGUUCGUCGCCAGCUAUCCUUUUUUCAUCCCGCCCUUUUUUAUUUCCCAGUAUGCGCGCUCGAUCGGACAGACAGCCGCGCAGGGUGCUCUCUAUUCGGCCCUGUUCAACAUCGCUUCGGGCAUCGGUAGGAUCGCCUUUGGUGUCGUUGCCGACUUUAUGACGGGAAACCUCAAUGCCUGGAUUAUCAGCGUUCUGCUCAUCGUCUUGAGUACUCUCAUCGUAUGGCCCCGGGCUAUGGGAGAAGGUCUUAUCAUACUCCUUGUGGCGAUGUGUGGAAUGGGCUCCGGCGGUUUCUUCUCCCUUCAAUCCAGCAUUGUCUCUCAAAUCCUCGGCAAUCACCGCCUCGGCCAGGGGAUGGGAUGGCUCGAGGUGGCCGAGAGCUUUGGCUACUUUGCAGGUCCUGUUUCGGCGGGAGCACUCUUGCAAGCGUUUGGGGGACCGGGCCAAGGAGCUGCACCGUAUCGCCCGGCCAUGCAGCCUCUCUACUCGUGA